AUGGAGGCAUGGAAACACUCGAACUUCUUAUGGAAGAAUUAUAUACUGAGUGACCUUCAAGACGACCUGUACAAUAUGAAAAACGGUAUGAAAACCUCAAAAGAGUCAUGGGAUGCUUUGGAACAAAAAUAUAAAACAGAGGAUGCAGGAGCUAAAAGGUUCUUUAUUGUAAAAUUUCUUGACUUCAAGAUGAUUGAUAGUUUAAUUGUGAAUGAGGCUUUUCAAGUAGCGUCCAUAAUAGAAAAGUUGCCACCUUUGUGGAAGAACUUCAAAAACUACUUGAAGCAUAAAAGGAAGAAGAUGUUAGCUGAAGGUCUUAUUGUGAGGUUGUGUAUUGAAGAAGACAACAAAGCACCCGAGAAGCAGUCAAAAGAGAAUUCCACAAUUAGUAGAGCUAACAUUAUGGAGGAUGACUCUAACAACUCAAAGAAACAAAAGAAAAAUCCGGGCAAUUGUUGGGCCCUUAAGAAACGCAAGAAGAAGGAUCCAGCCAACAUGGAUGAAUCCAAAAAUGAAGUGGAUAAUCUAUACACCAUGCUUUCAGAAUAUAACUUGGUGGGUAAUCCUAGAGAGUGGUGGAUUGAUUUUGGUGUCACCUGCCAUGUUUAUGCCAACAAGGAGUUAUUUGAUUCGUAUGCUCAGGCUCAAGUUACUCCGCAACAACAAAGGUUGAAGGAAUGGGAAAAAUUUACUUAA
Capsicum annuum is the source of this 696-nucleotide messenger RNA. RefSeq lists its product as uncharacterized. The record is from RefSeq and is a predicted model, not a curated record. NCBI's taxonomy places the organism in Eukaryota, Viridiplantae, Streptophyta, Magnoliopsida, Solanales, Solanaceae. The transcript has 3 exons. Bases 1 to 696 code for a protein of 231 amino acids.